Molecule: messenger RNA, 896 nt
Organism: Porites lobata
Lineage: Eukaryota; Metazoa; Cnidaria; Anthozoa; Scleractinia; Poritidae
Source: the annotation of a GenBank genome assembly
GGGGACACAAGGGGACACAGGGGACACAAGGGGACACAAGGGACACAGGGGACACAAGGGGACACAGGGGACACAAGGGGACACAAGGGGACACAGGGGACACAGGGGACACAAGGGGACACAGGGGACACAGGGGACACAAGGGGACACAGGGGACACAGGGGACACAGGGGACACAAGGGAACACAUGGGACACAGGGGACACAAGGGGACACAGGGGACACAAAGGGACACAAGGGGACACAAGGGGACACAGGGGACACAAGGGGACACAAGGGGACACAGGGGACACAAGGGGACACAAGAGACACAAGGGGACACAGGGGACACAAGGGGACACAGGGGACACAAGGGGACAGGGGACAUAAGGGGACACAAGGGGCACAAGGGGACACAGGAGACAGAGGAGUCAGCAAGUAAGUUUGUGGUCUGUUUAUGUAAUUUUUAUAAAGAUGUUUGGGUCAAAAAUAAGGAGACUAUUCUUUUACUAAUCGUUUAGGUUGAAAAGAAAAUUCGCUUAAGAUCCUGUGGAGCAUUUUUGGAAGGCUCCUAUGGGGACACAGGGGACACAAGGGGACACAAGGGGACACAGGGGACACAAGGGGACACAGGGGACACAAGGGGACACAGGGGACACAAGGGGACACAGGGGACACAAGGGGACACAGGGGACACAAGGGGACACAAGGGACACAAGGGGACACAGGGGACACAAGGGACACAGGGGACACAAGGGGACACAGGGGACACAAGGGGACACAGGGGACACAAGGGGACACAAGGGACACAAGGGGACACAGGGGACACAAGGGGACACAAGGGGACACAGGGGACACAAGGGGACAGGGGACAUAAGGGGACACAAGGGGCACAAGGGGACACAGGAGACAGAGGAG